Messenger RNA from Cryptosporidium muris RN66, 1299 nucleotides. RefSeq lists its product as uncharacterized. The coding region runs from base 1 to 1299 and encodes 432 amino acids. The transcript has a single exon. Lineage: Eukaryota; Apicomplexa; Conoidasida; Eucoccidiorida; Cryptosporidiidae. The record is from RefSeq and is a predicted model, not a curated record. Gene Ontology annotation, molecular function: nucleic acid binding; zinc ion binding.
AUGUCAAUAUCAAAGGCAACAAUUUUCUAUAAAUUCAAAAGUGAAAAGAAAUUUAAGGGAUUAACUUGUGAUUUGCCAGCUCUAGUAUCACAUGUUAGGGCUAAACUACGAGUAAUUCUUCAUAUAGGUGAGGAUAUGGAGAUUUUAAUCUCUGCAAGUGAUUCUAAUGGCAAAUUGAUUAAUUCCUAUCUCUCAGAUUAUGAUGUUGUAAAUUCUGGUACAUAUUUUAAUGUUAUAAGACUCCCAAAAGAAUCUGCAAAACCUUUAUAUGAAGCUGCUAAUGCAAAGGUACAAGGAAAACAAUUACCAAAUACAAAGCCCCUUAAUUUAAUAGGAGCGCCUACUGGUUCAAUAAAUCCUUCUAAUGGAAAAACAACAGAUGAAAAUUUAAAUAUUACAUUAAAGAAUGAUUUAAAGGAUAUAAACCACAUAAAUCUAUCAACUGAAGUGACAAACUAUUCAACUUCAGAAGAUGCUGCUAUACUAUCAGUAAUGCAGCAGCACGGUGAUAGAUUUAAACAAAAUGACUCGCAAAGAAACGAGGCAUUAGAACAAUUAAAUAAUAGAUAUUAUAGGAAUAGAUAUAUAAAUCAGGCAGGAAUACUGAAUACAAAUAUUAACUAUAGAUGUGAUCCCUAUAAGAAAACUAUAAAUCAAAUACAAAUACAGAAUACAUAUAAUUCCGUAAAUAAUUCUAAAGGUAAUUCAAUUAAUAUAAUGAGUUCUAUAGAUGUUCCAGAAGAUUAUAUUUGUCAUAUGUGUGGUGAAAGAGGUCAUCAUAUUAGAGUUUGUCCUAAAGUUAAUGAAGGUGCUUCUCAAAAGAAGAUCCGACCAGCAACAGGAAUCCCAAGAAGUUUCCUUCGCCCAAUAAAUUUUGAUGAAGAAGGAAGAUUAUAUUCAGAAAUUUACUGUCUCCCUGAUGGAACAUUUGCAGUUCUUAAAGAUGCAAAACAGUUAUCUAGUACAGCUUUUUUAACUAGAACUGUUGAAGAUACUAUUGGUAAACAUAUGGGGAAGUCAAAGAAAGAUACAGGAUCUGUUAGGAAUUCACUUACUUGCCCUAUAUGUACAAGAUUAUUUAGGUAUGCUGUACUUGCUCCAUGUUGUGGUGAAACGUACUGUCAGGAGUGUAUAAUUAAUUUUAUUAGAAAUCACGUUGAUACGGCAUCGGGAGUGUCUCCGAAUACAAUCCGUGGAAUGUGUCCACACUGUUCUACAGUUAUAUCUAUUGCUGAUCUUGAACCUAAUAAUCCUAUAAGAACUAGUGUAAAUGUUGCUCUUGGUCUCCAGUCUAAUUAG